Quercus robur (English oak) is the source of this 2363-nucleotide messenger RNA. Its product is annotated as pentatricopeptide repeat-containing protein At3g14730-like. Lineage: Eukaryota; Viridiplantae; Streptophyta; Magnoliopsida; Fagales; Fagaceae. Gene Ontology annotation, biological process: RNA modification. The transcript has a single exon. The record is from RefSeq and is a predicted model, not a curated record. Gene Ontology annotation, molecular function: protein binding; RNA binding. Bases 12 to 1919 code for a protein of 635 amino acids.
AUUUUCUUUAAAUGAAUCCAAGGACCAUCUUACGCGUAUCAAGAAUCCACAAACCUUGCUGCUUGUCUCUUCACUUCUCUUCCUCAGCUUCAAAAUCCAAUGCCAAACUUUCUGAUGACUCAAGUUACAGCCUUUCCACCUGCGUUGCCUCCUUACAAGGCUGUGCCCGCCACAAGAAUCUCAGCAAAGGCAAACGACUCCACUCUUACAUGCUCACCAAUGCCUUUCUCGACUCUCCUGUAUCCACCACCAGCCUUAUCAACAUGUACUCAAAAUGCAACCGAAUGGAAGAUGCUGUUUUGGUGUUCAAUCACCAAGCCCAUCAUUGCAAUGUGUUUGCAUAUAGCGCAAUCAUUUCUGGGUUUGUUUUAAAUGAGCUUGCGGAAGAUGGGUUUGAGUUUUAUAAGCGUAUGAGGUGGUUGGAUGUUAGGCCAGACGAGUUUACUUUUCCUUGUGUGAUCAAAGCUUGUUGUGAUAUUGUGGAGGUUAGGAAGAUUCAUGGGCUGUUGUUUAAACUUGGGUUGGAGUUGGAUGUGUUUAUUGGCAGUGCUUUGGUUAAUGCCUACUUGAAAUUUGGGUUGAUUGUAGAGGCACAAGAGGUGUUUGAGAAAUUGCCCGUGAGGGAUGUUGUGCUUUGGACUGCACUGCUUAAUGGGUAUGCGCAAAUUGGGAGGUUGGAUGAGGUUUUGGAGGUUUUUAAGAGAAUGGGUGUAGAAGGGGUUGUUCCUGAUAGAUUUACGGUUACCGGGGUGUUAUCGGUUUUAGCUUUGAUGGAGGAGUUUAACAAUGGGAGAGCAAUUCAUGGGUUUGCGAUGAAAAUGGGGUAUCUUUCAGGUGUCUCUGUUUCCAAUGCCUUGAUUGAUAUGUAUGGGAAAUGCAUGCAUAUUGGAGAUGCUUUGGAAAUUUUUGAGACGAUAAAUGAGAAAGAUAUAUUUUCGUGGAAUUCAAUCAUAUCUGUUCAUGGACAAUGCGGAGAUUAUGAUGUUACUUUAAGACUUUUUGAGAGGAUGUUAGGUGCUGGAGUUAAGCCUGAUUUGGUUACUAUCAUAGCAGUCCUUCCUGCUUGCUCUAAUCUGGUUGCACUGAUGCUUGGAAGACAGAUUCAUGGGUAUAUGAUAGUCAAUGGGUUGGGGAAGGAUGGCAAUCAUAAAGAUACUGAUGAUGUGCCAGUGAACAAUGCUAUUAUGGACAUGUAUGCAAAAUGUGGCAGUAUGAGAGAUGCUCAUUCAGUUUUUUGUAAGAUGAGAAAUAAAGAUGUGGUCUCAUGGAGCAUCAUGAUCAUGGGUUGUGGCAUGCAAGGUCAUGGUGAUGAGGCUUUGGAUGUGUUUUCGCGUAUGUGUGAGGCACAAAUUAAGCCUGAUGCUGUCACAUUUAUUGGGGUAUUGUCUGCAUGCAGCCAUGCAGGCCUCGUGAGACAUGGGUGUGAGUUAUUGACGCUGAUGAAGUCAAAAUAUGGUGUGGAUCCAACUAUUGAGCAUUAUGCCUGUGUGAUUGACAUGCUCGGUCGAGCUGGGCAGCUUGAGGACGCUUAUGAAUUGGCACAAGCAAUGCCUAUCGAGGCCAAUCCAAUGGUAUGGAGGACUUUGUUAGCAGCAUGUUGGCUCCAUGGUAAUGCUGAUCUUGCUGACAUUGUUGUACGACAGGUUCUUAAACUUGAACCAGAGCAUUGUGGAGAUUACGUUCUAAUGUCAAAUAUUUAUGGAGUAAGCGGUCGAUAUGAAGACGUAUUAGAUAUUAGACAGGCAAUGAGGCAACAAAAUGUGAAGAAGGUACCAGGGUGUAGUUGGAUUGGGCUCAAGAAUGGUGUGCGUACUUUUAUUACGCGUGAUAUGACCCAUCCUGAAACCAACCUUAUUUAUGUAACUUUAAAUUCAUUGACUGUGCGUCUGCAUGAGUAUGGUUAUGUGCCUAAUCUCUAACAUUGGGGUUGUGCUGAAAAUCUAGCAUGGAACUAUGCCAAUAGGAAAUUCUUUAAUUUUCCCUGGGAUAGGUGGGAAAGAAGGCAAAGUAAGAUUGUAUCAAAGAGUAUUAACAGUUUUGUUUUGGUUUGUGUGCAAAACAAAGUGGCAAUGUUUUGCAUCAGAUAAUUUUGAUAUUUUAAAGGAAAAACAACACUACUACUGUACAAUGCAUUCAAGAUCAUUCACUGGACAGCAUCAGGAGAAAAGAGCCUGAAUCCACAAAAGGAUCAUGAUUGAGUUGAGCACUAGAAGACUAACCUGAGCUUGUGUCCCCAACUUACAGGUUGAUUCAUUUCCCUUUUUAAAAUUUUUGCCAGUAUCUUAUGGUCAUGGGAUUCUCUGUGUAUUCAGAAAAUACAAUUUUUAUAACAUGUGGUAGUUCAAAUCCAUAUUUUUAAUCCA